GCUCCCCACUAGACAAAAGCAAAGCACAAGGCUUCCUUCCACAGCGCAGGGCAAUCCCUCUCCUCUUCUUCUUCUUCUUCUUCCUUCCUCGCCCAAAAGAAGCAAGAAUCUGCGCCCCGUCCGUCCCCACGGUUUCUCCAUUUUCCUUCCCUUCCUCUCGUCUCUGCUGCCUCUCCAGACUCCAGAGCUCACCUAGCAUCAGAUCCUUGGCCCUCCCAGGGCGGUUUCCGAAUCCGGCCAACCCAUCUCCCCGCCAAUGGAUGCGGUUGCCGCUUCUUUUGCUGCCCAUUUUCUGGUGUAACUACCUGCCCUCCGGCCAUCUUCCUCCCUGCGCUUUUUUUUUCUUUCGCCAAGGCCAGGCUCUCCUCCUCCUGCUGCCAACGGCACGGGCUGUCUGUCACCGGAGAGAGGCCCCCACUCCACCUGUCGUGUUGCUCGCACUGCUGUCGCUGGCAGUCCCUGCCUCCUACCUAGGUUGUUCCUCCCCCUUGCAUCGUCUUGGGGUUGGGUCAGUCCAAAUCUUCAUUCAGUUUCUUCCUACCAAGAAGGUUUCUAGGCAUUGUUUUGCUUGUCUUUGGGGUUGGGCUGUUGCUUCUGAAUCUGAACUCGCCAAAAGUUUGCCUGGUUUGGCCUGGAGUAAGGAUUGCCUGUGAGGAUUUUGAGUUCCAUUGAGUCUCCCGGGUGCUCCGAAUUCGGGGGGUUUUGGUGGAAACAUCGGCUUUGGCCUCCUCCUCCUUGGUUGGUUCGAAGAACGAAGAAGUUGCCAAUGGGGCCGCCUAGUAGGUUCUGGGCCUCUUUCUGGACCUUCGUCAAGUUCUUGCCAUACUUCGCUGGCCUCCUUCUCCUGGGGGCUAUUAAAGGUAUGUUGCUAUGCCCGUGGGCAUGCCUUAUUAUGGCAAUUGGAAUAUCUGCACUAGUUCUGGGCUUAUGGCCCAUGCAUCUGAUUUGGACAUACUACUGCAUUAUCAGAACUAAAAUGGUGGGACCUGUAGUGAAGCUUCUGCUGCUUAUUGCUGCCACUGUAAUCUUGAUCCUAUGGUUGAUAGUUACCAUCCCGGGAAGCGCUUUUGCUGGAUUAGUGUAUGGCUUUCUAGCACCAAUAAUGGCCACGUUCGAUGCAGUUGGAGAAGGCAAAGAAAAGCCAUUUGUUCAUUGCUUUGUGGAUGGAACAUGGAGUACUAUCACUGGAAGCUGUACAGUAGUCAGGGAUUUGAAAGAUUUGCUUUUCCACUCCUAUUUCUCAAUUAUGGAUGACCUUCGUCUUCAGGCACCUCCUGAUGGGAAGCCAUACGAGAUAAGAUUGCUUCAUAUUCCUGGGGCGUUUUUAUCUGCUGCUUGUGGACUCAUACUGGAUGCAAUAAUGUUCACACUAAUUGCCAUCUACAAGUUCCCUGUGAUGCUUUUCAAAGGGUGGAAACGGCUAAUCCAAGAUUUGAUUGGGAGGGAAGGGCCUUUCCUGGAGACAGCAUGUGUGCCAUUUGCAGGUCUUGCUAUUCUUCUUUGGCCAUUUGCUGUACUGGGAGCUGUUCUUGCAUCCAUCCUCUCCAGUAUUCCCUUAGGCAUGUAUGGUGCAGUUGUAGCUUAUCAGGAAUCCUCUGUUAUCAUGGGACUCUCUUAUGCUGCCUCAUCUGUGUCCAUCUUUGAUGAGUACACGAAUGACGUACUUGACAUGGCACCAGGAUCCUGCUUCCCGAGGUUUAAAUACCGGAAAAACGAAGGUUCUUCCCAUGGUGGUCAUCUAUCUAAGCCAGCCUCAUUCGACAAGGAGAAGCAAGAAGGAAAGAAACCUAUAUCACGCGUUACAUCAUUUAAAAACAGUAUGGAUGAGUUCAAUCCUUUCAAGAUGCUAGACCACUUAUUUGCUGAAUGCAAGCGCCAGGGAGAGGUUUUGGUGAAUGAUGGAGCAAUAACAAUGAAAGACAUCCAAGAAACAAAGUCAGACAAAGUUGGCAGCGGGGUUCUUAAUGUUGGUUUACCAGCAUAUGUUAUCCUUAAUGCACUCCUUCGAUCUGCAAAAGCUAAUUCUAAUGGCCUAGUCUUAAGUGAUGGCACUGAGAUUACAUCUGACAAUAGGCCUAAAAGUACUCUCUUUGAUUGGUUCUUCGACCCUCUCAUGGUCAUCAAAGAACAAAUUAAAGCCGAGAAUUUUACAGAAGAAGAGGAAGAAUACCUCAAAAUGCGAGUCCUGAGGAUUGGUGAGCCCAGUAACUUCAAGGGCACUCUUCCUCAUGUGCCGUCAUGGGAUGAGCGGAAAAAAGCAGAAAUUGAUGCAUUUGCUCGAAGAUUGCAAGGAAUCACAAAGUCGAUAUCAAGAUAUCCUACAGCCAAGCGCCGCUUUGACGUUCUUGUAAAGGCGCUCUUGCUAGAGCUCGAGAGAACAAUGGGUGGUAGCCUACCUGCCAAUGGAUCCCAAGCACAAAGGUUGAGAGGCAGCAUUGGCGGCCGAGUGCUUAGCCAGAAAUCCAUCGGGAAGACAGCAAACAUCAGAGAUGAAGAUCCAGAAGCGCAAAUAACAAGAAAUGCCCGCACUCCAUGAUAAGUCGAUCCACUGGGUAGCUAACACACUAGCAAAGAAAAAACGUUCAAAUGUAAUUUUCACUCUGUAAAAAUGUGUAGGUGCAGCUAUGACCUGUCACGAAUCUCUCCCAGGAUGAUGACAUGUCAUGUAUAUUUUGAGCAGUAUUUGACAUCGUGUCAACGUUCAGACGGACAUUCUUAUGUGGAGAUUGAUUUGUUGCAGGUUUUAAUCUGUCAUCUGCAGCUCUUGGUUCUUGCA
Molecule: messenger RNA, 2776 nt
Organism: Brachypodium distachyon (stiff brome)
Lineage: Eukaryota; Viridiplantae; Streptophyta; Magnoliopsida; Poales; Poaceae
Exons: 11
Coding region: 767-2536 (589 amino acids)
Source: RefSeq, a predicted model, not a curated record